AUGACGUGGCUUUGCAGCGUCAACUUGAUCAAAAUCGCCAUCGUCCUCCUAUACCUUCGUCUCUUCCCAAGCUCAAUGAUGACAUGGUUCCGUCCCGCAUGCUACGCCAUCAUUGGCAUAUGUGUGGCGUACACAAUUGGUGGGCUGGCAAGUCUCAUCUUUGCGUGCAACCCUCUAUCCGGCGUGUGGCAACGGUGGGAUCAAGAGAUCGAGGUGCAUUGCAUCGACUCGGACGUGCAACUCGUCGCAAUGGCUGCUCUCAACAUCCCCUUGGAUCUGGUCGUUUUCUUCCUGCCCAUACCGAAGAUCAUCCAACUCCAAACAUCGAGGAGCAAGAAGUUCGGCGUGUGUUUGAACUUCUUGGUAGGCCUCUUCGCUACUGCCAUUAGCGGGGUCCGCGUUCAACAGCUCCACGCCUACGCCACCUCUACAGGCCAACGUCCCAGUGUCGUCCCCUUGGCCAUCUGGAGCCAUGCCGAAGCCAACGUUGGAGUCAUCUGCGCAUGUAUGCCUAGCUUCGGGCGCCUGAUCCGGAAGGUCUGGGAGGGCACGGCUACCGGGGUCUCGGAGAUUCGGACAGAGCAGAGCUCGCGGAGGCACACCAGUGGACGGUCCGAAUCAAUAGGGGAGCUGUAUACCUUCCCGAGCGAUCGCAAGAUAUUGGACUCGAGAUCGAGAAGUGAGGAGGGCGAGUGGAUGGAGGAGUUUGACCCGGCUGGGCAGAGCUCGCACAGUCCGAUCGCGGAUAACCACUCGGUGUAA
Saxophila tyrrhenica is the source of this 762-nucleotide messenger RNA. RefSeq lists its product as uncharacterized. The record is from RefSeq and is a predicted model, not a curated record. Lineage: Eukaryota; Fungi; Ascomycota; Dothideomycetes; Mycosphaerellales; Extremaceae. Bases 1 to 762 code for a protein of 253 amino acids. The transcript has 2 exons.